Messenger RNA from Moneuplotes crassus, 1107 nucleotides. The record is from the annotation of a GenBank genome assembly. Lineage: Eukaryota; Ciliophora; Spirotrichea; Euplotida; Euplotidae.
AUGAAAUUAGUGAUAUUGAUUGCCAUUUUACUGAUCUCCAAGCACAGCUGGGCUUACGAUAACCCAGACCCAGUCAUUAGAGAGAACAGGAAUGCAGAAAUUCCAUAUCUGGAGAAUCCAGAAGGAAGACCAUAUGUAGUUUCUCAUAGAGGUGCUUGUGGAACUCUCCCUGAUCAUUCUACUGCAGCAUACGCUACAGCGUAUUUUGAUGGGACUGAUUUUGAUGAGCCUGAUCUCCAAGUUACCAAAGAUGGAGUUCUCUUCGUGAUGCAUAAUCUUUGUAUGAAGGAAACUACUAAUAUUGCAGAUCUACCUCAGUUCGAUGAUAGAAGAUCUGACGUACUCCAUAUUACUAAUGAGACAACCUUCAAAUGAACUGAUGAUUACAUAGUAAACGAUUUUACAUGGCAAGAACUUAUCGAUGCAGGGCUGAAAGUUAGAAAUAGAUAUAAGAGCAGAAAUCACUUCUAUGAUGAUCUCUAUCCUCCGAUGAGACUUGAAAAUGCAAUCGAACUUAUGUUGGAGCUUAAUGAAAAGUCCCCGAAGCAAGGACGCAAAUUUAAAACAGGGCUUUAUAUUGAGACCAAAGCUGUCAGAUUCUAUAAAGAAAAAAGAAAUGUUGAUAUUGCUAAGAUUCUUUAUGACACUUUGGAAAAAUAUGAUCUUCAUACAGUUGAGAAAGCAACUGAGAAGCUCCCCAUCUUCAUUGAAUCAUUUGAACAAGAUUCUCUGUUAUAUUUUAAAUCAAAGACAGAUCUUCCUACAGUACAACUGAUGACGAGUUCAAUAGAAUAUGACCUUGAUUGGAUCUCAAGCUACUCAAAUGGAGUUGGCCCUAAGCACACUUAUAUGUUUAAUCAGGAAGGAGAAGACUUCAACCUUGACAAGCCCUCAAAAUUCGUCGAAAGAUGUCAUGAAUUAGAUAUGAAAGUUCAUCCUUACGUUCUUCAGGAUGAUAUUCUUGUUUAUUCAGAGGAUCCUAUUGACGAGGUAAAAAUUUGGGAGGCUAAAGGUGUCGAUGGAUACUUCACAGAGUUCCCUCAGUCAACUCUAAACACUCUCCUCUACACUAAAUCCCAAAGAGAGUUAACUCUUAUAAAAGAGUAA